Chlamydomonas reinhardtii is the source of this 3292-nucleotide messenger RNA. RefSeq lists its product as uncharacterized. The transcript has a single exon. The record is from RefSeq and is a predicted model, not a curated record. NCBI's taxonomy places the organism in Eukaryota, Viridiplantae, Chlorophyta, Chlorophyceae, Chlamydomonadales, Chlamydomonadaceae. Bases 134 to 418 code for a protein of 94 amino acids.
GCUCCGACAAAAGGCGCGGGGCAGGUGGCAGACGGGCCGGAGGCGAGCGCGUGGCAGCGGCAGCGGCAGCGGCAGUGGCAGGGCUGCUGCGCCGGUCAGGCAGGAGGAGGAAUGCAGAUUAUAAAAUGCCGCGAUGAAGACAGCGCUACCGAUGACACAUCAGACGAAAGCCAUCGCUUCUCUCGUGGCCUCAAGGUUUAGAGUGCCGGGCUGCGGUGAAAGGAGGCGCUGGCGCAUUGACUGGUCUAGCCCACGACUCUUAACUGUGUAUGUCUACAUGAGCAGCGCAGUUUACACGCGCUGGCAUCGAACCUGCGCCAGUGCUUUUGUCGUUGCUUCCUCUUGGAGAUCAAGAUAUGUCCCCAUCCAUUCCUGUCUGCUGUCGCUACUUGUGCUUUCGGUUUCUGUUCUGCUGUGACGGCCUCCAGGCCUCCACGACUUCGUGCUCGCUUGCUUUCUCUGUUUCGCAUUUGCAUAGCAUUGUUGAUAACAGAGGCACGGAUGGAUGUGCAGCUCCUCAUCAUGUUGAUUCGCACGGUUGGCCGGCUGGUGGUUGCAUGCGUGCAGGCGGUUAGCGGUUGUAAGGCUAUUUACAGGGAGAAAGGGCCGGGCACAAGAGUGAGGCUCGGUCACAACGUGUGCGAAGGACCCGCCUGAGGCGGUGGCAUGGACAGCCUUGGCAAGGGCCCGCUUGAGCCGGCAUUCUCGGGUGCAGGGCGGCGGCGCGCGCGCGCGCGUGUGUGUGUGUGUGUGUGUGUGUGUGUGUGUGUGUGUAGGUGCGUGUGUGUGUGUGUGUGUACAUGUGUGUGUGUGUACGUGUGUGUGUGUGUGUGUGCGUGUGUGUGUGUGUGUGUGUGUGCGUGUGUGUGUGUGUGUGUGCGCGCGUGUGUGUGUGUGUGUGUGUGUGUGCGCGCGUGUGUGUGUGUGUGUGUGCGUGUGUGUGUGUGUGUGUGUGUGUGUGUGUGUGUGUGUGUGUGUGUGUGUGUGACGUGAUUCUUUGCGGCGGGGGUACGGACGCAGCUGUCGUCACCUGGAGAACAUGCCGCCGAGCCCCUGUGGCAUUUCAGUGGACACGGGUCUUUUUUGCGAGCGCGCGUGCGCGCUUCUGACGGAACAGGCUCGGGUGUGCGCGACUGGGCUGGGAUCCCAGCAGUGACGUUGCGGCGAUUGUUGCUUUUCAUAUGUGCAUAUGUUUUUUUGCGGCCUGUGUACCGAAAAGUACACUAUGGUAUUUAAUUGAGGGCGCGCGGCAUGAACGCGUGUGUCGCCCAACACUGUCAUGUCAUGUGAUUUUUGGGGAGCCACGGCCCGGCACGCACGCGCGUGCGCUUGCUGCGCGGCUGGCUAGUACCGCGAGGGCGUGACGCGUGCCUGGGGUCCUUGUGUGUCCCUCUGUGAGGCUCUCGUUGGGAUUUACGACCCACAAUUUCAACAAGGACAUCUGCGUUGGGGUCCUGGGGUAUGUUGGGGGCUGUGGAAGCCCUCAACUACUUUCUGGCGGGCUAUUUGAUUACAUCUGCUCAAUCUCUGCGAUUCAGUGCUCCGCGAAAUUCACGGGCCGCGGCAAUGAAGGGGGGACGGGGGGGGGGGGGGGGCGUGCGGCAAGGCUGGAAGUGACAGGCAUGAGAGUGUGCGGGCGGUCGGUGCUUUUACUGUGCAGGUCGGGGCAUGAUAUGUACUGCUGGAUGUGGGGGUGGGGCAUGCUGGAAAGCACGUUGUCAAUAUAUUCAUUAACGGCGGACCCUGGUGUUCGCUCCGCAGGUGCUUUUUUGUGCAGGGACUGAUUAAUUGUUUUUUUCUGUUCUGGGGGCUUGGGCCCCCGCCUGGCCUUCUGUAAAGAUAGGGGGGCGAUUCGUACAAUAGUAGCCGUACAGGUUAUCAUAGCCUGAUUGUCUGGUGACAGACAGAGGGGGCAACGCGGGUGUUCAUAUUCUGCUAUCUGGGGAUCUUGAGUUUGGUACUGUGAGUAUUCACGUGGUUAUGCGGUUACUCAUGCAUUGCGUGGCGCGGCAGGUGACGAGCAGACGGUGGAGCAGGGGGGCAGGGGUUGGCAGCACACGGCAGCGGGCGCCGCGGCGCUGGGGCGGAGAGGGCGCGACAGCUGCACCCAGUGGUGGGCCACGGCGGGACCCUUGCUACAUACUCCCGACCUUGCUUUCCUAUGAUGCCGAGUGCGUUUUACUUUGCAUGUGUGUAUGGCGGCGUGUGCGUGGCCGCUGCUGCCGGCCCACCUGCUUUUCCUUAGACAACCUCUACUGGCAUGGUGCGCUUUUGAUUUCCUUCAAGCAUCUUCAAUAUAUGUGUUGUGCGCUUUGACAUCAUCUACUCACAGCACGGCUUGCCCUUAUUGUAUUGGUGUCGGGCGCUCAGGGCGCAGCAGGUGUGUUUGUGGGUGUAGGCGUGUGGAGUAUCGGCUGUCUGAGUAGUGGGUACAGCGCGCGGCAGUUGGUGUAUGAGGAGCCUGGAAGCAAGGCCGACUGUGUUGCAGGAUGUGCCACGGUGCCGUGGGUGGGAUUCAUGCCCGACGGUCAUUUCCAUUCACGUGCCUCCCAUAUGUUGUUGCGGUGGGCCCAGAGUGAAAGGGGAGCGACAUGGCGUGUUUCAGGGGCCCAGCGUGGGGCCCACACGGUAUGAGGUGGUGGCAGUGUCUGCUGUGUAAUUGCACAAGCGCCGCAUGCGCGUGAUAAUUCUUCAAUCAAACGAUGGGUAGUGUGAUGGCGACAGGCGGCAGGCGGCGCGGACAGGCGCGGACCUCGCGAACUCUUACCCUUGAGGCUGCUAGCUACGAUGCGGCAGAGGGCGGUGUCAAUUACCGUGGCGGUGUCAAUUAUUGUACCCGUGUUCUCGGUGAGUGCUACCGGUACAGUACGUUAUACUCAUGUUUCACUGACCACAUACGCACAAGCAUGUGCCUGCCAUCCUUCGCCCUCUGUUCAUGGUGUGUUCUUUGUGGCAUUCGUGACUCGCAUUGGUGGUACAGCCGGUGAAGACGCGAUGGUGUAGCGUUGUAAUUGGAGUGCAGAGAGAUGUAGUAGCUUGGUAUGCAUUCGUUAGCCUUACGGCAGGCGAGACAAACUAGCGGUGCGCUCACGUGUUUUCACGUCCUUGGCUGCGCAUGUUGACAUCUAAAUUAUAGGCUCUGUAAGGCUGCAAGCAUUGUCUUACUCCAUGACAUGCUGCUGGCUGGGUGGGGGCCUGCACUCAUGCUGAACUCAUGCACACUCAUGCACUCAUGCAGUUCCGUGCACGCAGCACGCUGCAGUCAAUGUGAAUGAUACAAACGUUCAACGUG